AUGGAGCGACAGGGAGUGGACAUGCCCCACGUAGAGUUCAAGGACCAGGAGCCACAGCUGCAGGGAGAGAACCAGGAACAGCAGCAGGGUGAGGAGACCCGCGAUGAGGAGGCUUGUCAAGGGCCAGCUAGUGCCAACCGCCAGCUGAUGAUGCUGGAAGGAAAGUCAGGAUCCUGCUUUUCCUCUCUGGACUCGAGCAUUGACAUCCUGAAGAAGAGGGCCCAGGAGCUGAUCGAAAACAUCAACGAGAGCAGGCAGAAGGACCAUGCCCUCAUGACCAACUUCAGAGACAGCCUCAAGAUCAAGGUUUCAGACCUGACAGAGAAGCUCGAGGAGAGGAUGUAUCAGAUUUAUAAUCACCACAACAAGAUCAUCCAGGAAAAGCUCCAAGAGUUUACCCAAAAGAUGGCAAAGAUCAGUCACCUGGAAACAGAGCUCAAACAAGUGUGCCACACCGUGGAGACCGUGUACAAAGACCUGUGUGUCCAGCCUGAGGCUACUACUCUGGAAGAACAGAUUCACAAAGAUGGCGAAUGCUGACAGCUACCAGGAGAGUCACUCUUAGUGACAGCCACCAAGGAAGGCCACCGUUUGGGCCACGCUGAGAAAAUUGUUUUUCAGAGUUCUGCAAUGCUUCUUUGGCAAAA
Messenger RNA from Budorcas taxicolor (takin), 647 nucleotides. It is a transcript of the gene SYCE2, whose product is annotated as synaptonemal complex central element protein 2. Lineage: Eukaryota; Metazoa; Chordata; Mammalia; Artiodactyla; Bovidae. Gene Ontology annotation, cellular component: central element. The coding region runs from base 1 to 540 and encodes 179 amino acids. The transcript is spliced from 5 exons. Gene Ontology annotation, biological process: synaptonemal complex assembly. The record is from RefSeq and is a predicted model, not a curated record.